Messenger RNA from Gastrolobium bilobum, 2850 nucleotides. RefSeq lists its product as uncharacterized. NCBI's taxonomy places the organism in Eukaryota, Viridiplantae, Streptophyta, Magnoliopsida, Fabales, Fabaceae. Gene Ontology annotation, molecular function: RNA-DNA hybrid ribonuclease activity; nucleic acid binding. The transcript is spliced from 3 exons. The record is from RefSeq and is a predicted model, not a curated record. The coding region runs from base 1 to 2850 and encodes 949 amino acids.
AUGGAGUUUGAUGAAGCGGUGGUUCAUAUCAUUCCCAGAAUUUAUUCUGACCAUCAUCCCAUCCUAGUUUCCUUGUUUAAAGAUACCUCUGAGUGGGAAGAGAGACCCUUCCGGCUGUUCCCCCCUUGGCUGGAGCAUCCUAAGUUUAAAAAUGUCAUUUCUGAGUAUUGGAGGAAUGAGACAGACACUGCCACUAACCUAAUUGACCUGAUCCCAACUCUUAGAGACUGGAAUACUAGGACCUUUGGCAUCAUCUCUCGUAAAAAAUCUUCCAUCCUGCGGAGGCUCUCAGGUAUUCAGCGAAGCAUCGAUAGAAGGCAUAACCCUUUCCUUGAGAAGCUUGAGUUUGAUCUAAGAACCGAGUUGGACAAGACCUUGGAUCUUGAGGAGCAAUUAUGGUACCAAAAGGAUAGAGUCUCUUGGAUUCGGGACGGGGAUCGCAACACCAAGUUCUACCACACCACAUCUGUUGCUAGGAAAAGAAGGAACAAAAUCCUACCCUUGAAGAAUAGUAUGGGGGUGUGGAUCAGAAAUGAUAACGCCUUGAAAAGCUUGGUGACAAACUACUAUCACCAACUGUUAUUGGAAGACCAAUCUGCUAGAGGCUGGUACACCACCCUUGUUAACUGGCCCCCUCUUGAGGACACAGAGAAACAAUCUCCUAGCAGACAUAUUUCAGAUGUGGAGAUUAAGGCUGCUGAGAUGAAAAUGGGUCCCCAUAAGGCCCAUGGUCCAGAUAGGUUCCAUGCUGCUUUCUAUCAAAAGAAUUGGGAUUUCCUCCAGAAUAAGGUUUGCAAGGAUAUCAGAGGGUAUUUUGAAAAACCUGAGGACAUUACAAGGAUCAAUGAUACACUUCUCAUCAUUGUUCCCAAAGUCGACAAGCCUGAGAGAGUUGAGCAAUUGCGUCCGAUUGCUCUCUGCAACGUCCUCUAUAAGAUCAUCACUAAGACAAUAGUCAAUCGAUUAAAGCCUUUUAUGAACAAACUUAUCUCUCCCUUUCAAACUAGCUUCGUCCCAGGGAGAGUUAUACACGACAAUGUCAUUGUUGCCCAAGAGAUGACCCAUACCAUGAAUAGGAUGACGGGGAAGAAGGCGAUCAUGUCCAUCAAAAUAGACCUAGUCAAGGCCUAUGACAAGCUGAGCUGGACCUUUGUUAACAAGGUCCUCACCGAAGUAGGUAUCCCCUCCUACCUUGUGCACAUUAUAGGUUCUUGUAUCUCCUCCUCUAGGUUUCAGGUGCUCUGGAAUGGCAGUGCUUCUGAUCAUUUCAAUCCUUCAAGGGGAAUUAGGCAAGGGGAUCCAAUUUUGCCAUACAUUUUUGUUCUAUGCAUGGAUAAGUUAUCCCACCUAAUAACAGAAGCAGUCAGCAGCAAGGCUUGGAAACCUAUGAAGGAUGCCAUUACUCAGGCUAGUGGAUUCAAGGUGGCUGAUUCACUAGGAAAGUACCUUGGCUCUAUGCUUUAUCAUGGGCGUGGGAGAAAGAGGAACUACAAUAGUGUCAUUGACCGUGUAAAGGCUCGGCUAUCCAGUUGGAAAGGCCACAUGCUUUCCUUCGCGGGACGAGUUACCCUUGCAAAUUCGGAUACUUGGACUCAGCUUGAUAGGCCUCUCAUGGAGGUGGCUCCUCAGCUCCUAAAUAUUUGCAACUCAGAUGCUACGGUUGAGGAUUUUUGUGUCCCGUCAGGUAACUGGGACUUUGAGAGCCUCCUUAGACAACUUCCACAAGACUUGAUUCAGCAUAUCCGAGCUACUCUCCCUCCCUCCGUUGACAGAGGACCUGAUCGUUUGGUGUGGAAUUACAACGUUAAUAAUAGAAGUGUGGUCAAGGAUGCGUACUCGAAUAUUAUGAAAUUCAACUCCCUUGACCUGGAUCCAAUCUGGAAAACUAUCUGGAGUUGGCAAGGUCCUCAAAGACUGCGUUCAUUUAUGUGGUUGAUCUACCAUGGCAGAAUCCUAACCAAUGACUACAAUGCCAAAUGGGGAGGAUCUCCUUUCUGCCAUGCAUGCAACAUCAUCCCUGAAAAUAUCACCCAUGUUCAGCGUGACUCCAAGCUGGCCUUGCCUAUUUGGAAUGCCUGGAUUGCAGGUAACAUUCCACGGGAUUUCCUUUCCUUACCGUUGAAAGACUGGACCCGGAAGAACCUCCUUAAGGGCUGGAACCAUCCCCAAGCCUAUGAUUGGCAUGAUAUCCUCUUCUCUACAGUCUGGUUCCUCUGGCUUUGGAGGAAUAAUGAUACGCAUGACCCUUUCUUUUCCAGACCUCAUGACCCCUUAAUUCUGAUAUCUGAUUACAUUGGAGACGUAAUGCUAAGUAGGCCUUCAGGUUCAAGGGAGGCAAUUGCUGCACCUCCUCCUCAGCAAACCCGUUGGUGUGCUCUUGCAAUGGGUUGGUGGAAACUCAACGUGGAUGCCGCUGUUAAGACUGCCUCUUCCUCAGCAGCGUGCGGAGGCCUCAUAAGAAACAACAGUGGCAACUGGAUUUCAGGAUUUAUGUACAAGAUAGGUAUUUGCUCCCCUAUGAUUGCAGAACUUUGGGCUAUUUACAAGGGGCUCCAGAUGGCUUGGGAUAUGAAGGCUACUAUGCUAGAAGUUGAGAGUGACUGUCUUACAGCUGUUCAGGCCAUCAACAAGCCUAAUGUUGCCUACUCGACUCAUAACCCGGUGACAUGCAUAAAUCGGAUGUGUAACAGAAGCUGGCAUAUGGUGUUUACUCAUGUUAAAAGAGAUGGUAAUAAUUGUGUUGAUUGGCUAGCUAAGAAAGCCCUCUACUUAGAUGUUAAUCUCGUGGUGCUCCCUGUAGCGCCUUCUGAGCUUGAUCCCUUGCUGGAUUGUGCUCCCCUUUCAUUGUAG